UUGUAAUUUUGCGUCAAUUUCGGAAUGACACGUCUCUUGUCGCACUCGUGUUGCGCGUAGCAAUUUUCUUUUCGAUAAAUGUAAUAAAUUUACAAUGGGUGGACAAAAAUUUGAAUACGAUGAGAGUGGGUCCACAUUCUUUUAUUUUGUCCUUUCAUUCCUUGCUCUAAUUCUUGUGCCAGCUACGUUUUAUUAUUGGCCGAGGAAAAGGAAAGAAGAUCCAGCCAAGAAAGCAGAACUAUGUCAAUGUCCAGGUUGUUUAAAGAAACAGAUAAUCAUAGAACAAUCACAACCUUACAAGGGAGUUAAAAAUUUCUUUAUAAAGCUUGCCAUCAUAUCAGGAUGGGUGUUGCUUGGCUUUCUGGCAUAUAAGGUGUCCCAGUUUGAUUAUGAAAUGUCAAACUUUGAUCCCUAUGAGAUACUGGGGCUUCCACCUGGUUCCACUCAAGCUGAAAUCAAGAAGUCUUAUAGGAAACAAUCUCUGAUUCUCCAUCCAGACAAAGAAACUGGUGAUGAAAAAGCAUUUAUGAGACUAACAAAAGCUUAUCAGGCUCUAACAGAUGAUGAAGCUCGGCGGAAUUGGGAGAAAUAUGGCAACCCUGACGGACCAGGGGCUAUGAGCUUUGGUAUAGCUCUGCCCAGUUGGAUUGUGGAGAAAGAAAACAGUGUGUGGGUGCUCGGGCUCUAUGCUCUAGUUUUUAUGGUCGCCUUACCUACAGCUGUGGGUACAUGGUGGUAUAGAUCAAUUCGCUUCUCAGGAGAACAAGUGUUGCUGUACACAACACAGACCUACUUCUACUUCUGUCACAAAACACCCUCCAUGCCUCUGAAGAGGGCUCUCAUGAUUCUGGCCGCGUCCUGUGAGUUUGACAAGAGGCACAACUCUGAAAUUGUUGAGAGGGUCACUGAUAAUGAAGAAGUGCCUGCACUUCUCCGCGAGCUACCCAACCUGGGCGAGAAGAACAAGGAGCAGCCGCUGUGCCGGCCGUACAGCAUCAAGGCGCGCGCCCUCCUCCACGCGCACCUGUCGCGCAUGCGCCUGCCGCCCGACACGCUCGAGCUCGACCGCCGCUACAUCGUGUCGCGCUGCCCCGAUCUUAUCGUCGAGAUGGUCAACUGUGUCAACCAACUGAUCGCCCUCGCUUACGCUAGGAGAAUACCACGUCUUCCGACGAUAGAGACGAUAGAAAACUGUAUGAAGCUGUCUCCGAUGGUAGUCCAAGGUCUUUGGGAGUACAAGUCCCCUCUCCUCCAGUUGCCAUACAUCACAGAAGACCACCUCAAAUACUUCACCAACCGCAAGAAGCACAUCAAGUCGCUGCUCCAGCUCGCCCAGUUACCAGGGGAGGAGAGGCGGCAGGUUCUACGAUUCCUGAAUGAUAAGCAGUAUGACGACCUCAUGAAAGUACUUGGGAACAUGCCCUAUAUACACUUCCAAGUUAAUACAGAAGUAAUCGACGACGAGAACUCUACAGUGGUAACGGCGGGGGCCAUAGUCACAGUAACAGUGUUCCUGCGAAGGACGAACAUGAGGGAACUAUUUGGGGAUACUACUAUAAAAGAAAAGGAAAUUAAAGAAGAAGAAGAGGGCGGCGAGAAUGCAGAAAAGGGAGACAACGAUAAAGCAGAGAAGAAUGACAAGAACGACAAGAAGGAGACGUUCAAGCGGCCAGUGUGGAUGAAGCAGGCCAAGCGGCCCGCGAAGAAGGGAAAGGCGAAGGCGCCCGCUAAGCAAGUGGCGAAGCCCGCACCCGCCAACGCCACGCCGCCGCCGCCCGCCAACGAUACCAAGAAAACAAAAGAACCAAAGAAGAAAGAAAAUGAUAAAGAAGAGGGUGAGGACUCAGAUGUGGAGUCAGAGUCGUCGGGGUCACACAGCUCGGGGUCGGAGGACGAGUCGCGCGACAAGUCGUCGGCGGCGGACGACGACGACGACCAGUGGGACAAGUUCCAAAAGCGGCUGCAGAAGCGCGAGAGGCUUGAGGGACGGUCCAAGAGCUCACACCCCGUGCAUUGUCCGUACUUCCCACUUGAGAAGCAAGAGUACUGGUGGUGCUACAUCUGCGACCGCAAGUCGCACACGCUGCUGACUGCGCCGGCGCAUGUGACAGCGCUGGUGGACUCGCACGAGCUGCAGCUGCGGUUCACGGCGCCGCGCUGGCCCGGCCUUUACACCCUCGCCUGCUGCUUGCGAUCAGACUCGUACAUCGGCAUGGACCAGCAGCAAGACAUGAAGCUGGACGUGAAGGAGGCGGCGGCAGUACCGGCCGAGCACCCGCAGUGGGACCUCAGCGACUCCGACUCCGACAACAAUGACCAGGGAGGCAACGAGAGUGAGUUCACGACAGACGACGAGGUCGAUGAAGAGUAAAUUAUCCAGGAUUAAGUUAUUUUUGUAGAGUUUAUUACGAGAAGUAAGCGGGAUAUGUUGUUGUAUGGUUUGAGAGCGAGUGAAUAUAAAUGUUUUAUAUUCUAA
This is a messenger RNA of Pectinophora gossypiella (pink bollworm), 2476 nucleotides long. It is a transcript of the gene Sec63, whose product is annotated as translocation protein SEC63 homolog. The transcript is spliced from 13 exons. The record is from RefSeq and is a predicted model, not a curated record. Gene Ontology annotation, cellular component: Sec62/Sec63 complex. NCBI's taxonomy places the organism in Eukaryota, Metazoa, Arthropoda, Insecta, Lepidoptera, Gelechiidae. Gene Ontology annotation, molecular function: transmembrane protein transporter activity; RNA binding. Gene Ontology annotation, biological process: SRP-dependent cotranslational protein targeting to membrane; post-translational protein targeting to endoplasmic reticulum membrane. The coding region runs from base 95 to 2371 and encodes 758 amino acids.